GCUGGGUAUUUAUGAGUGUAGGCGGGGGUUGUAGUUCAAACCGACAGUCGGUCUACGGCAGCAAACUAACAACAUCGAUUUUUGCCCCGGUGUCACAACUCACUAAAGGAUUUUAAAUAUGGCUGGAGGAAAGGCAGGAAAGGACUCCGGAAAGACCAAGACGAAGGCUAUUUCGCGCUCGCAGAGAGCAGGCUUGCAGUUUCCAGUGGGCCGUAUCCACAGACAUCUGAAAUCAAGAACCACCAGCCACGGCAGAGUCGGAGCCACUGCAGCCGUAUACAGCGCGGCUAUCCUCGAAUACCUCACUGCCGAGGUUCUGGAGUUGGCAGGAAAUGCAUCAAAGGAUCUUAAGGUGAAGCGUAUUACUCCACGCCACUUGCAGCUGGCCAUUAGAGGAGACGAGGAGCUGGAUUCACUUAUUAAAGCCACUAUUGCUGGUGGAGGUGUGAUCCCCCACAUCCACAAGUCUCUGAUCGGAAAGAAGGGCCAGCAGAAGACCGUAUAACCUGAAGUGCCCUGGAAGUUGUGCCAUCUCAGGACGAAGUCUGCAUCAAGUGAUUUAAAUGUCUUAGUGUAGAACACCUGUUAGGGGUUAUUUGUAUGGUUGAGCUUGCAUUUACUCACCUGGGGUAUUUUUUAAAAGUGGCUUCAAAGAAGCUCAUUUUUGUGUUUUUUGCCUUUUUUGUUUUUGGUGCUGCAGUUGUGUUGACCUGCUUUUUGUGGCAUUCCCGUGUUCAAGUGUCGUUUUAAUAAAGCUCUUGUUGGGCA
Messenger RNA from Sphaeramia orbicularis (orbiculate cardinalfish), 768 nucleotides. Its product is annotated as histone H2A.Z. Gene Ontology annotation, cellular component: nucleosome. The coding region runs from base 119 to 505 and encodes 128 amino acids. The transcript has 5 exons. The record is from RefSeq and is a predicted model, not a curated record. NCBI's taxonomy places the organism in Eukaryota, Metazoa, Chordata, Actinopteri, Kurtiformes, Apogonidae. Gene Ontology annotation, molecular function: DNA binding; structural constituent of chromatin; protein heterodimerization activity.